AUGCAUCCUGCUAGUUUAUUUGCCCUCCUGGGCUUCGUUACCAGUGGCCUAUCUCAAAUCGUCGACGGAACUUGGAAGACACUUGCUGAGAUUCCAUACAAUGUGCGCCAGGAGCACUUCGUGGUUGCCUUGGAUAACGAGACACUCUACAUUAUGGGCGGUAUCAUCCCCACCGACCCGGCGGCCCCCAACAUUACCACUACCAUCAACAUUGUACAAUCUUACAGUAUUUCUGAGGACACUUGGUCCAACAAGAGCAGUGUUCCGAUGGCCCUGAACCAUCUUAAUGUCGCCGUGGUCAAUGGCAAGAUGUACUCUCUCGGUGGUCUCCAUGUGUUGCCGGACGCCUGGCAUGGAAUUGGCAACAUGUUUGUCUACGACCCAGAAACAGAUGUUUGGACCAACCUCACUACAACACUGCCUGACAACACGUACAGAGGUGCCUCGGUAACAGCUGUAAAGGAUGAUGUGAUCUGGAUGGCCGGCGGUGUCAGGCUCCUUGUUCCAGGAGUGGGCGGUUACCAUGUGUCGACUUACAAUGUGACGGCCUACAACGUCACUUCUGGGGAAUUUUUAGACCUCCCAGAAGCUGCUGCCAGUUUGCCUGAGGCUCGCGACCACGGCGUCGGUGGUAUCGUUGGGAAUAAAUUGUUUUAUGCAGGUGGCCGCAUCAAUGGUCAGCCUAACAUGCGGAACACCACCUUUUAUUUGGACCUCGACAACCUUGAGGCUGGCUGGGUUACUACAGACUCCCAUAUGCCCACUGCCCGUGCCGGAUCGUUCUUCGCCAUUCAGGACGACCUGCUUUGGACUUUCGGAGGCGAAGUCAAUUACAACAGCAGUAACGGAUUGGGUGUCUGGGACGAGGUCGAGGUUCUUAACACGACUUCUCUUGAGUGGACUUCACUCUCACCCAUGAAAGUACCGCGACAUGGUUGCAACGGUGUAGUCAUCGACGGCGUCAUAUACUUCCCUGGUGGUGGCCUUCGCAACAACGCCUGGCCUACUAACUACACCGAUGCCUACAUCCUCCCCAGCUACUGA
Messenger RNA from Diaporthe amygdali, 1044 nucleotides. Its product is annotated as kelch repeat-containing protein. NCBI's taxonomy places the organism in Eukaryota, Fungi, Ascomycota, Sordariomycetes, Diaporthales, Diaporthaceae. The transcript has a single exon. Gene Ontology annotation, molecular function: protein binding. The record is from RefSeq and is a predicted model, not a curated record. The coding region runs from base 1 to 1044 and encodes 347 amino acids.